Molecule: messenger RNA, 1635 nt
Organism: Spodoptera littoralis (African cotton leafworm)
Lineage: Eukaryota; Metazoa; Arthropoda; Insecta; Lepidoptera; Noctuidae
Source: the annotation of a GenBank genome assembly
AUGGGGUUGUUUAGCUUGUUUUCAUUCAUCACUGCCACCAUAUUACUGGGAUGUGUUCUCGGUGACCAUUAUCAUCCGUCCGCGCCCGGCAGUCGCACUAGCUCAGCAAAGCGCGAAGAAAUGGAUCCCAAGUUUUGGAAUGACAAGGCGCAGGCAGGCAUCCAGGCUCGCCUCGCACGGCUGCAGGCUGCCAACAGGGCGCGCAACGUGGUCAUGUUCCUGGGCGACGGCAUGUCUAUGCCCACGAUAUCUGCGGCGCGCGCACUGCUCGGCCAGCGCCGCGGAGACACCGGCGAGGAGGCUGAGCUGACGUUCGAUACUUUUCCUACUGUUGGUUUAAUAAAGACGUACUGCGUGGACGCUCAGGUAGCUGACUCCGCCUGUAGUGCCACUGCAUACUUGUGCGGAGUGAAAACAAAUUACGGUGUCCUUGGCGUGAACGCAGCUGUUCCGCGAACUGACUGCGAAGCUUCGGUGGACAAGACCACACACUUGCAGUCUAUCGUCGACUGGGCUCUGGCGGACGGACGAGACACCGGUAUCGUGACAACAACGCGAAUUACACAUGCAUCUCCUGCUGGCGCGUAUGCUAAGACUGCUGAUCGGUAUUGGGAAAGCGAUGCUGACGUUAAGAAAGCCGGCUUCGACACCGACCGCUGCCCCGACAUUGCUCACCAGCUCAUACACAACCACCCUGGAAACAAACUAAAGGUUAUUUUUGGUGGAGGUAGAGCCAACUUUUUGCCCAACUCUAUCCGCGAUGAUGAACAAACGUUUGGCAGCCGAACUGAUAACCGGAAUUUGAUCCAAGAAUGGCAGCAGGAUAAAGUGGACCGCAAUAUUAAACACGAGUACUUUUGGCAUCGUGAGCAAUUAAUGCGUGCUAAAAGCGAUUUGCCAGAAUACAUGUUGGGCUUGUUCGAGAGUGGUCAUAUGCAAUAUAAUAUGCUAGCUAACCAAACAACAGAGCCUACACUGGCUGAAAUGACUGAGGUGGCAAUCCGAUCUCUAAGUAGAAACGAGAAGGGCUUCUUCUUGUUCGUAGAAGGUGGUCGCAUCGACCACGCGCACCACGACAACUACGCAGAGCUGGCGCUGGACGAGACGCUGGAGAUGGACAAGGCUGUGGCACGCGCCGCCGAGCUGCUCUCUGAGGACGACUCGCUUAUUGUGGUUACCGCGGACCACUCCCACGUCUUAGCUUACAAUGGUUAUGCACCACGUGGAAAUGACAUCUUGGGCACUUCAGUGUUUUAUGCAAAUUACACAUGGGAUGGCAUGCCUUACAUGACUCUAUCAUACACCAAUGGACCAGGCUUCCGUCAUCAUGUCAACGAUGGCCGACCCAAUGUGACCGAUGAAGAAAAUUAUGGUACGGUAAAGUGGCAUUCACCUGUUGACGUACCGCUGAGUUAUGAAACUCACGGUGGAGACGAAGUAGUGGUGUUUGCGCGCGGGCCGCACCACUCCAUGUUCACGGGGCUGUACGAGCAGAGCCAGCUGCCGCACCUCAUGGCGUACGCCGCCUGCAUCGGCCCCGGCAGACACGCCUGCAGCGCCGCCACGCAUGCGCUGGCACAGCCUGUCCUGCUACUCACUCUCUUUAUUCUGUUAGCUUCCUUUGGAGUAAAAUGA